CAAUACUCUCGUCAUAGCAACAACAAUGGCCGCUUUUCGCCGACUGGCUUCAAUCGUAAACAGGUUAAACGUCUGGUCCGCUCCGAGAAACGAGCUCCUCGGCGCUCAGACGACUACCGGAGGUAGGACACAGAGAUGCCUCGCUGUUGGGGUGUGUCUCGCAGCCGGGGGAGCGGUGGCAUUCUAUUUUUACAACGACACGUACAGUCAAAGAUGCAGGAAGAGGAUGGGAUAUAACUUCAGUGGCCGCGACCUGCUCCCUGUCCUUUCCGCUGUAGAAGCACAGCAAAAGACGCGGCCGUUUGACUUUGAGGAAGGGGACGUGUACAUGUCGUCCCACGAGCAGCGCUUCCGUCUGUUCAGCUCAGUGGAAUAUGAGGGACAGCUUUACAUGACCCCGCAGAACUUCAUCGAGUCCGUCACCAUGAGCGAGCCCCAGAACAAGAAGCCGUGGAUGUCCCUCACUAAACAGGAGCUGGAGAAGAUCUUGGUAGACACUCCAGCGGUGUGGCAGGGAACGUCCAAACUGUUCCGGAACCUACGGGAACGAGGCAUCAUCGCUUACACCGAGUAUCUCUUUCUGCUCUGCAUUCUGACAAAGCCCCACGCAGGCUUCAAGAUCGCCUUCAACAUGUUUGACGCCGACGGGAACCAGAUGGUUGACAAGAGAGAGUUCCUAGUACUGCAGGAGAUCUUCAGGAAGAAAAAUGAGAAGAAGGGGAGGAAAGGAGAUGUGGAGAAGUCAGCUCAGCUGAGUAUGCAGCUCUACGGAUAUCAGGUUGCUCCCAUCAACAGCGUGGUUAAAACAGACAGUCAUCAGUUUGUGUCCAGGAGCUAUUGGGACGUUCUGAGGCGCGGCGCCAGUCAAGCCCUGUUUUCAGACCUGGCAGAGCGUGCGGAGGAGGGUAUGAUGAUUGACACCACACUGCUGGUGCACUUCUUUGGGAAGAAGGGGAAGGCGGAGCUGACCUUCGACGACUUCUACAGGUUCAUGGAUAACCUACAGACAGAGGUUUUGGAGAUAGAGUUCCUGACCUACUCUAAAGGCAUGACCACCAUCAGUGAGGAGGACUUUGCCUGCAUCCUGCUGCGUUACACCAACGUAGAGAACAUCAGCAGUUACCUGGACAACGUCCGCCAGAGCAUCCCUGACGAGAAGAGGCAACAGGGCAUCACCUUCGACGAGUUCCGCUCCUUCUUCCAGUUCCUCAACAACCUGGAGGACUUUGCCAUCGCCAUGCAGAUGUACAACUUUGCCAGUCGCUCCAUUGGCCAAGAUGAGUUUGGGCGGGCUGUGUACGUGGCCACGGGCCUGAAGCUGACACGUCACCUGGUCCACACCAUCUUCAAGAUCUUUGACGUGGACCACGACGACCAGCUGAGCUACAAGGAGUUCAUCGGCAUUAUGAAGGACCGGCUGCACCGCGGAGGGAGGGGCUACAAAACCGCAGAGCGAUUCACUUCCUUUAAGUCCUGUAUGAAGAAGGAGCUAGCUGGCAGCAGGUGAACAGGAAACAACACGCCUCCUUCCCCAUCUGCCUGCGUGCCGAGGCCAGGUAACAGGUCCACCAACUCUGGAGGAGGUUCCUGGCUAAGGUUUAAAGAAGGAGGAAGAGGAUGAUGAGAAGAGGAAGAGGAGGACGAAGAAGUGGAGGAAGAUGAGGAGAAUAGGAUGAUGAAAGUGAGGAGGAAGACGAGGAAAAGAGGUGGAGGGGGACUGGAGGUGAAGGAUUCAAUGAACAAUCUACAGGGGAACAUUGUGGUUCUAAGUCUACGUUCUAAGCCACCAUCCCCUCCAGUAGCAUGCAGAGAAGCUGCCGUUUUGCAACAGACAUCUCAUUGGUUUCAGUUGUCCAGUUUAUCCAAUCGUGGAUCAAUUCCGCAAUCCAUUUUCCUCCCAUUGCAAGUAGACCAGUGAUGUAUAGCCUACAUUACUGCACCUAGUAUUUAAGCAGUACUCACCAAACAUUUGAAUAAGCACAAAAAAAUUACAUUUUACAGAAAGUUGUAACUAAUCUCUGAUUACUCAUAAUAUAGAACGAUUUAUGUUAAAAAGUGUUCGUAUCACAUUAAGGUUUGUAAUAUAAUAAUAUAUCAUAAUUGUCAAAUAAAGACUGUGACUUACAUUACAGGAAGAGCCUGCAUGGUCAAGUGUAGUAUCUGUAUCAAAUGCCUUUACUAGUGAGAGAAAGGUAUGGGAGAAGGAAGAGAAUCUGAAAUCUUAAUGUCUUAAUCAUGUAUUUUUCUAUGAAUGCUUUUUUUCUGUUUACACAGGCCUACUUGCAUAUAUUCAGCAGCAAGUUUGGCCAUCUGGCUAGAUACUAAAGAUCAAUACAUGGCCUACAAAUGCAAUGAAUUCUACAAUGAAGCAAUAGUAGUAUGUUUUUGAAAUGCUUGCAAUUGAUGAUCUUCCAAAUGAGAGCGAGAGAGCAAGAGAGAGCAAGCUCAUGAUAUUCCUUUAUUAAGGCUCCUUGUCUUCUGUCUGUUGUGUGUGUGUGUGUUACGUUUGUAAUGAUUAGGCAGGGAAGAAGUAUAACUUUUUUUCAUGUGUGCCUUGUUUUCUACAUGUCUUCCCUGUCAAAACUAAUUCCAUUCCAGCAACAAAUUGUAUUUUACCUUUUCGGAAAGCAAAUUGCUGACCUGCCCUCCUCCCAGUGUACUGUGCAACCUAGGUUUCCAUGAUUCAACGUAAGUCACUAUGUAAUUUACCAACAUUUCACCUCAAUUGGUAAUGAUUGUAUUUAUUUAUUGAAUUAUUAAUCUGUUUGCAAUAUAAAGCUACUUAACAGCAAUAUUAUGAGCAGACGUUUUGAUUUUAAGCAUGAUAGUGAUUUAAUUCUGUUCAACGAUUCAAGGUGUAUCUCUGUAUUUAGUUUGAAUAUUAAAUAACUUAAAUGGUUUGACUUAACUGAUUUAUAGUUACUCUGCGUAUUUGCAUUAUAUUAGAAGCUAUAGAACAUGUAAAAACAUUUCUCGACCAUUCCCUCAACCAAGCGGUGAAAUGUAUGGUUGGUGUGAAAAGAACUUGACAGAAUGCAAAUGAAAAGCGCGAUGAAUGCACGAAUAAAGACUUUUGAAGGAAA
Messenger RNA from Salmo salar (Atlantic salmon), 3083 nucleotides. The record is from RefSeq and is a predicted model, not a curated record. Lineage: Eukaryota; Metazoa; Chordata; Actinopteri; Salmoniformes; Salmonidae.